CGUCACUUUCGAAAGAACCCGUCCUACCACACAAUGCCGGGAAGCCGCAGCCCCUCUCCUCGCCGCGACGACAGCCCCCGCCGCAACGACCGCAGCCGUAGCCGCAGCCCAGACCGUGACCAAGGUAACUCCAAGCGUAAGACGGGUAUUGCUGCCCGCUGGAACGAAAAGGGGUUCGGAUUCAUCAAGCCCGACGAUGGAUCUGAAGAUGUGUUUUGCCACUUUUCGUCGAUCAAGGACGGCAACUGCCUCCGUGAAGGCGACCGCAUCGAAUUUGAAGUUCGAUUCGAUGAACAAAAGGGAAAGAACCGUGCGGAAGACGUGACGGGUGGUAUCUACGAAGAACGUCGCCCCCGCGACAGCCGCAGCGCUGGUGAGUGCUACGAUUUCAAGCAAGGACGAUGCCACCGUGGCGACUCGUGCAAAUUCUCGCACGGUGGCGGAGGAGACCGCUACGACGACCGCCGUUACGGCGACCGAUAUGAUGAUCGCCGUGGUGGUGACCGCUACGACGACCGACGUGGUGGCGACCGUUAUGACGACCGCCGUGGUGGAGGCCGCGACUACGAACGCCGAAGCCGUGAACGGUACUAAAUUGAUGUGCACUGAUAGGUUGUUCCCCAAGGACCUAUAGUGCGUCUGAAAGUUGAGCCGUACCAUCCGGAGUUAAAACAAACCGUGUGGGAUGUCAUAAAAUGAAAAUCGCUAUCACCAGUGGCCCUCCGGCGGCGCAGUCUCUUGCCUUGUUUCGUAUCCCCCUGUGGCGCCCUCUUGGUGCUGGCUGCCUUCCGUUGUUGCUUGAUGCUACUUCCGCUGGUUGAGCCGUUGAUGAAGGCGUCAAACGAUGCAGCCGACGUCGACUGAGGUACCAUCUCCUAGAUCUCACUUUUUGUAGAGUUGUGAUUGAGGUGUAUUGGGCUCGUUGCUGAGGUUUGGAAGUGAAAUGCCUUGUCCACCACGAGGUAAGCUCAAACGUGAGUUGGAACUGGAGCUGCUGUCGGAGAGAACUCUUCCGGCGGUAGCUCUACCGACAACCUUAACGUUCAAUACAUGUUUGACAUUGCGUGUA
Molecule: messenger RNA, 1069 nt
Organism: Aphanomyces invadans
Lineage: Eukaryota; Oomycota; Saprolegniomycetes; Saprolegniales; Verrucalvaceae
Exons: 1
Coding region: 34-594 (186 amino acids)
Biological process (GO): regulation of mRNA stability
Cellular component (GO): cytoplasm
Molecular function (GO): mRNA 3'-UTR binding; metal ion binding
Source: RefSeq, a predicted model, not a curated record